This is a messenger RNA of Penicillium arizonense, 903 nucleotides long. RefSeq names its product FAD-dependent oxidoreductase. Lineage: Eukaryota; Fungi; Ascomycota; Eurotiomycetes; Eurotiales; Aspergillaceae. The transcript has 4 exons. The record is from RefSeq and is a predicted model, not a curated record. Bases 1 to 903 code for a protein of 300 amino acids. Gene Ontology annotation, molecular function: FAD binding; D-amino-acid oxidase activity.
AUGCCUGAACAGUAUGUCGUCCUCGGAGCAGGAGUCGUUGGGCUUUCCACGGCCCUAGAACUGAAACGUCGAGUUCCGGCAGCCCACGUCAUCAUCGCGGCGAAACAUUUCCCUGGGGAUCGGAGCGUCGAUUACUGCUCACCAUGGGCUGGAGCGAAUUGGAUGUCAACUGCUACUGACAAUGGAGUUCAGGAAGAGUGGGAUGCCGAAACCUACCGCCGCUUUGGUGUCCUUGCCGACACCGUCCCCGAGGCAGCCAUCACACGGAUGGAUCUCAACGCUAUCUUUGACCGCCCAAUAGAGCAGGCAGAAGUGCUCAGUCAAGUCACUGGCAAGAUUUGGUAUGAUAAAAUCACAGGUGGCAUUCGCCCUAUACCACGGGAUAAUCUCCCAGAAGGUGCUUGCUUCGGGUUGGUCAUGUCUACUUUCAGUGUCAAUACACAAGGAUAUCUCGCUUGGCUGUCUACCCAGUGCCUUCAAGCUGGCAUCGAAAUGCGGAGGGCUCAUUUCGACGACAUCCGUCACGCUUUCCGGGACAUUCCCUCGGAUGCAUAUUUCAACUGCACUGGGCUGGGAUCUUAUCACCUCAAAGGAGUUGAAGACAAGAGUCUCUACCCAACUAGGGGCCAGACGAUACUUGUGGAGACACCCAAAACGCCCAUGAAAGCCAUGUACUUUCGCUCUCCGAGGCGGGUGGACAAUGACACCACGUAUGUGUUCCCGCGCUACCCUACCGGUGGUGUCGUUCUGGGUGGAUGCCGUUUGGAUAAUGACUGGAGCGGUGAGGUGGAUGAGACCCUCGCAGACGACAUCAUGCGACGCUGCUGCGCACUGGCCCCAGAGCUCGGGAAGCCUGACGAUCUCAAGGUCAUAUAUCAUGCCGUCGGUCUGAGGCCAGAAUAG